Molecule: messenger RNA, 1163 nt
Organism: Propithecus coquereli (Coquerel's sifaka)
Lineage: Eukaryota; Metazoa; Chordata; Mammalia; Primates; Indriidae
Gene: STX19
Product: syntaxin 19
Exons: 2
Coding region: 158-1150 (330 amino acids)
Biological process (GO): exocytosis; synaptic vesicle fusion to presynaptic active zone membrane; intracellular protein transport
Cellular component (GO): plasma membrane; synaptic vesicle; endomembrane system
Molecular function (GO): SNAP receptor activity; SNARE binding
Source: RefSeq, a predicted model, not a curated record
GUGUGAAGUAAGCAAUCUGUUCUCAUUUGCUAUUAACAGCAAGAGCACAACUUUAUCUCUUAACUUAUUUGACUUCAUUAUUUGGCUUUCGAUUAACAAUAUGAACGCCGUACAGAAAUUAGCCUGUGACCUAUAAGAUAGAGAUUUAAGUAAUUUGAUGAAAACAUUACAUGAGAUGAUAUUCAGAUUUUCUCUCAAGGCAGGACUCCAACACCGCAGGUGGAAAACCAACAAAAGGAACAAGACAGAAAGGAGGAAAGGGAAGAUGAAAGACCGACUUCAAGAACUAAAGCAGAGAACAAAGGAAAUAGAACUUUCUAGAGAAAGUCACAUGUCAACUACAGAAGCAGAAGAACAAGGGGUGUUUCUGCAGCAAGCUGUUAUUUAUGAAAGAGAGCCUGUAGCUGAGAGAUAUCUACAUGAAAUCCAGAAACUACAGGAGAGCAUUAACAAUUUGGCAGAUAAUGUUCAAAAAUUUGGGCAACAACAAAAAAAUCUGGUGGCUUCAAUGAGAAGGUUUAGUCUACUUAAGAAAGAGUCUAGCAUUACAAAGGAGAUAAAAAUCAAAGCAGAACACAUUAACAGAAGUUUGGAUGAUUUAGUUAAAGAAGUUAAAAAGUCAGAGGUUGAAAAUGGUCCAUCAUCAGUGGUCACAAGGAUACUUAAAUCUCAGCAUGCUGCAAUGUUCCGUCAUUUUCAGCAAAUCAUGUUUAUAUACAAUGACACGAUAGCAGCAAAGCAAGAGAAGUGCAAGACAUUUAUCUUCCGUCAGCUUGAAGUUGCUGGAAAAGAGGUACCUGAAGAAGAAGUAAAUGAUAUGCUUCAUCAAGGAAAAUGGGAAGUCUUUAAUGAAAGCUUACUUACAGAAAUCAGUAUCACUAAAGCACAACUUUCAGAGAUUGAACAGAGACACAAGGAACUUAUUAAUUUGGAGAACCAAAUAAAGGAUUUAAGGGAUCUUUUCAUUCAGAUAUCUCUUUUAGUAGAGGAACAAGGAGAAAGCAUCAACAAUAUUGAAAUGAUAGUGAAUAGUACAAAAGAAUAUGUUAACAAUACUAAAGAAAAAUUUGGACUGGCUGUAAAAUAUAAGAAAAGAAAUCCUUGCAGGGUAUUGUGUUGUUGCUGCUGUCCAUGCUGUGGCUCAAAAUAAAGAAGCUAUUUUA